AUAACAGUGGGUCGGGGUGCGCGCGUGGAGCGCGUUCCAGCAGGAGAGAUGCUGCAGGGAGGAGAGCAGAGGAGAGGAGAGCAGAGGAGAGGAGAGGAGAGCAGAGGAGAGGAGAGCAGAGGAGAGGAGAGGAGGAGAGCAGAAAGACGCGGAGGCGUGUACGCUGAUAGCCAAUAGGAGCGCAGAUCCCGGCGCGAGAGCGCACAUGUUCACCGCGCGCGCUCCGCCGGUCGAGGCUGUGGUCUCGGGGAAAGAGGUCCGGCACGGAACGGAGCUGCACGCGAUUCGUUCCGGAUUUAGGCUCCGGGUAUCGAGGCGGCUGCGCUGCGUGUUGGUGAAAAGGUUUUAUCCAGAACGCCUCACUCGGUUUUUAUGUAUAAGCUGUAAUCAGUCUUCAGCUCCGCCCUGGUGAACCGCUCUCUGCAGACGUGUUCCGUCCGAGGCGCGCGCGCCGCCGUGCCGGGUUUUGUGCGCGUCUCUGCGAGGAAAACAAACAGCCCGACAGGAGGAAAAAAAAAUAAAAAUCCUCGCCGGUCAGAUAGUGAGAGAUGUGCGGCGUGUAUCCGAUCUGCACUCGGCACAUUUAGCGGCGUUUCGGUGAAUCAGUAUGGUUGUUGGUUUUUUUUUUUUUUUGACAUCCUGAUUAAACAGUGGAGCGCGCGCGCCUGAGUGUGAGCAUGCACUCUGGGGCUCGGUCCGCAUCUGCAGAGCUCGCGCUGUUACACGGUUCUUAUUCUGGCUUCGACGUUUAUUAUUUAUAAAAGGCAGGGGUUUCAGAAAUAAAUAUUAUCAUCAUCAUCGAGAUUUUAGAUCUCCGUGAUCGCUGGAGUCAUGCACGCCCGGCGCCUGGUGAAGCGCUCACUGAUCGGUAGCCGCGUGUACGCGCCCGGCUCGGGAGCGGCGGCGGGGGAGGCGGGAGAGCGCGAGCGCGAGAUCAGAGACGCACCGGUACCGAGCGGGCACACAGAGGAAGAAGCUGUCAAGGGAGCAAGGAAGCCGAGCUUGAAGAGUUUGUGUAACGGCGGGCAGCGUGACAUGCCGGCACAGGGUCAGAACGGUGGCGCACAGAAGAGCGAGAACACAAACGGGGUGGAGGAGCUGCGGGCACCCGAGCAUAGACGAACAGGCCGGACGCUAGACAUGGAGAAGGACAGCACACGCUCCGUGUCGCUGCUCGAGCAGAAACGCAAGGUCGUCUCGUCCAGCAUCGACGUGCCACAUGCCAGGAAAUCAGACGAGGAGGUCGAUAUGGAUAAAGUGACUGCAGCUAUGGUGCUGACCAGUCUGUCCACAAGUCCUCUAGUGCGCAGUCCUCCAGUUAAAGUUAUCGAGGGUCUGAACGGCUCAUGGAAGGAUGGCGGCUUCACUCCGUCCAGUUACAGUAGCAGCGGCUUCUGGAGCUGGAGUGCUCCCAGUGACCAGUCCAACCCCUCCACGCCAUCUCCGCCACUCUCAGCUGACAGUUUCAGACCGUUCCGUAUGUCCAGCCUCAGCGGGCCACAGGAUGACACUCUAGACGAGCAGGACACUAGCAGUCUGCUGUUUGACGAGCCCAUUCCCCGCAAACGCAAGAACUCCAUGAAGGUGAUGUUCAAGUGUUUGUGGAAGAACUGCGGCAAGGUGCUGAGUACUGCAGCAGGAAUCCAGAGACACAUCCGCACCGUACACCUUGGGCGGAACUGUGACUCGGAGUGCAGUGAUGGAGAGGAGGAUUUCUAUUACACCGAGAUUAAGCUGAAUACAGACUCGGUGGCUGACGGGCUGAGCAGUCUGUCCCCUGCGUCUCCGUCUGUUCUGUCUCCUCCACCUGCCGCCGAACACAGACGAACCGAAACCUCCAACAGCACCAGCGGAGCCAAGAGCGAGAGCAGCAGCUCCACCCCUCUCAGUCGCUCCGCCCCUAGUGCACUCUACCUGGUGCACACUGACCACGCCUACCAGGCCACGGCUCCAGUCUCCAUCCCCUCCACCAGCUCAGCUCGCUUCACCCCCACCAACAGCAGCAGCUUCAGCAUCUCCUGGCAGUCCCCACCCGUCACCUUCACCGGAACCCCGGCCUCUCCGUCUCACAGUCAGACACAGGGCUUUAGUGAGCAGCGCUCUCAGACCAUCCCAGUGCUCUCGUCUCUACCCCGAGCCUCAGGCUCACUCAGCAGGAAGUCCCGAGGUGAGGGUAAGAAGUGCCGAAAGGUGUACGGGAUGGAGAACAGAGACAUGUGGUGCACAGCGUGCCGCUGGAAGAAAGCCUGCCAGAGGUUUGUGGACUGAGCUGCCUAGGAAAAAAGGGCGGGGCUUCCUUCACUUGCAAAACUGUUUCUGCUCCACCUCCUCCACCACAGUCCCCACAAUCCUCCACUUCCUGGCCUGGAACCAGGAUCUCAAACAGAACUCUUCAAACAUUCCCAGUGUACUUGCCAAAAACUCGGAGAAAGGCGAGUAGCGCUAUAUUGCAAAAAAAACAAACAGGCAAAUUCUUAUGUUUGAUGGGGGAUUUUCUUAUGUUUUUUUUUUUUUUUUUAAACGUUUAGCUGUAAAACAUUCGUGCAAGUCAUGGAGGGACCAGACAUCAUGGGUCCAAUCACUGCCUGAGUUUUGUUUUCUAAAAAAACAACAACAACAAAAAAAAAUCAAGAGGAACACUUAGAGUGCUACAAAAUGGAGUCCAGACCAAGAUCCUUGUUUUCCAUGAACACUUUUCCACUUCUGCUUUUCAGCAGGGAUAAACAUGAGCGCCAACUGCCAACCACACUCGAGACUGUCCACCCUCGCUCUGAGAGACUGCGUGGCUGUGGUUGUGGUUGCGUGUGUUUAGGGAGGAGCGUGCCCCCUGGUGGAAAUGGAUCAAAAAAUGAUAGAUAAGCAUAAGGAGAAGGAUAAGCCACAGCUUUUCUUCCGUAUAGUCACAAGCAAUUACACUCACUAGGGAGGGACAGGUUUUCUAUCUCUGUUUGUAUAUGUGUGUGUCAUUUCUUUCAGGGAUGAUGCGUUCAGCGAAAGCAAAACCAGCAGCUAAAAGUUAAAAGCAGUGAAGGUAAUCGUUUUUUUUUUCUUUUUUCAGUUUUUAGGAGACGUAUAUAUCUAUAUCUAUAUAUACAUGCAACCAAAAAAGGAUUCUCUGUGCCAUUUCUGUUUUUGGGUUUUGUACUCAGUUGUGCACGACUGCCAUGUUCAUAAAUCCCCCACACAUCAGAUAACGGCAGCGUAAACCGAGCCACACUCACUCAGAUGAGCUUGCGUAAAAAAAAAUGUAAAAAAAAAAGCUUUGUCCUUCGAUCAUUAACAGACAGGUCGGCACGCCCACCUGCAGAGCAUCGUCCCGACGCUUUCAAAGAGGCAGUGAGUAAAAGAUCUCCGUCUGCACCCGUUUUUUUUUUUCCCCCUAACCUCACACAUGUUAAGUAGGAAGUAAUAAAAAGAUCGAGCACGUACUCCGUCGGCCCCGGGAGCUCACUCAGUGGGCACAAGCUGGAAGCACUGUUGUUUAUUGUCUGUCCUUGAGAAGAUUGUGUAACUAUGCUGCACAGUGAUCACAUGAGGAGGAAAUGGGAUUUUUCUCCACGCUGCUCCAGGUGAUGAAGACUCCGUGACUCCAGCAGUGAUGGACUUUUAUGCAAGAAGAAAACGGUUGCUCAGGGGGCAGUUGUAAGUUCUCUGGCGCUGUUUUUGUCCCUAUCAAUGCAGUAUUGAAUAAACAAGUAUCCAACACACAGCUCAACACCAGCACACACACACACCAACCACACUUUAGUCUCCUUCAACAGCUCUCUUAUUCCUUCGUUCAGGAUGAUUAUGUAUGUAGUUCUAAGCUAAAUUUUAAAACACUGAGAAUUGUUUAGCACUUCACGCAAACCGAGACACUGUUUACACCUGGUCAGUUCAUGCUUCGUGUGUAUCAGGAUGAUCCCCGGAUCAGGAUUAUUUACCUCAGGUGUAAAUGCACCCGAGAUGCAUUUAAGACAGAUUACAAUCUGAUUUCUCAGGAGAUCUGAGACAACGCUAUUAGAACAUUCAGUAAACGUUCUACAGGUUCUUUAAAGGCUCGAUCAACAUUCCAGAAAUAAACGUUCCUGCAAUGUUUCUCACACAACGUCCCCAGUGAGACAAAAAAAAACCUAUUGAAAUGUAAAAAAUGAAAAAAAAAAAUAAUAAUGUUGCUGCAACGUUGUAGGAACACUUAUAAGCGUUAAAUGUUCUCAGGACGCCUGGAGAAACAGAUCAGAUAUUUCUAGAACAUUCAGAAAACAUUGUGCCCAUGUAAAAAUUGUUAGCUGGAGAGAUUCAUUUCAGUCAAGUGUAAAUAAAUCCGUAUCUCUCAGCCACAUUCAACAACCACAACCUGUCUCAAUGCACUACACAACAACACACUGAGGCCGUGACUGCUGAAGCUUAGGGGUGUUGAUUUCAUUCUUUGAGACAAUAUGAUGCACAUUUUAAUAGAUUGUAUUUGAUACGAUACAAAAACAAUACAGAAAAACACAAGUCACGUUUUUAAUUUAUGACUGAACUAAUAUGAUUCGAUACAGCACUGAUACCAUUCAAUUCAGGUCCGACCAGUAUGAUUUAAUUCAGUUACAUUUAACAUGUAUUGAUGGCGCACACCCCCUUGCUCUCUCUCACACACACACACGUGAACCAGCGAGUGUAUAUUUAUUGCUGUAUACGUACAUUGAUUUUCAACAGCAGUAUUGGUUUUAAACCGUUUUUCUUUCCAAUUCGAACUGGAUAUCGGCUUGUAAAUCAGCUGUAUCGUCGACUGCCAGGCUGAUAUUCCUAUCUGAAACUUUUUUUUUUACACCCCUACUGAAGCUGCCACGUUAAAGAAAUUAAAAAAUACAUUUCUAAUGUAACCCUAGAAAUGAGGAACAGCACAGGAAGUAGAAGGUGUUUAAUAAGCUGAACAUGUCUAUCUGCUUAUUCCACCCAAUCUACUGAUCAGAUUUCAAAUCUUUGGAUUACAAAUGUGUUUAAAAUCUUCUCAGGAUACAAUCAAGAUACAAGAAACAUGAACUGACCAGGUGUAAAAGUGGAUAAAGAUGUGAAAAGUCUAACAGAAUGCUCCCCCCCCCAAAUCCUUGUGCUCCAUUUUUGUGAUGUUUUUCCUACAGAGUACACAGUACUUACUUUAAGGUGAAAAAACUGCCAUUAUAUGUUGUGUUUAAGUUUAUAGUCUAUUAAAGAAAAUGUAGAAACUCUACAA
Messenger RNA from Neoarius graeffei (lesser salmon catfish), 5197 nucleotides. It is a transcript of the gene znf704, whose product is annotated as zinc finger protein 704. The record is from RefSeq and is a predicted model, not a curated record. Gene Ontology annotation, biological process: regulation of transcription by RNA polymerase II. Gene Ontology annotation, cellular component: nucleus. NCBI's taxonomy places the organism in Eukaryota, Metazoa, Chordata, Actinopteri, Siluriformes, Ariidae. The transcript has 9 exons. Gene Ontology annotation, molecular function: DNA-binding transcription factor activity; RNA polymerase II cis-regulatory region sequence-specific DNA binding. Bases 832 to 2268 code for a protein of 478 amino acids.